Schizosaccharomyces cryophilus OY26 is the source of this 523-nucleotide messenger RNA. RefSeq lists its product as uncharacterized. The record is from RefSeq and is a predicted model, not a curated record. Bases 93 to 380 code for a protein of 95 amino acids. The transcript has a single exon. NCBI's taxonomy places the organism in Eukaryota, Fungi, Ascomycota, Schizosaccharomycetes, Schizosaccharomycetales, Schizosaccharomycetaceae.
GCGAAAAUUAAAAUAUCCGUAUAUACAUAGUACAAAAAAAAACCAUCGAAAAAGCCUACUUCUUUCAUUAUGCCUGCUGGAGCUAGUCGGGGAUGUACCGGCAUGCAAAUGCAAUUAAGGAAAGAACUUCUCCAUGUUCUAACUGGCACUGGUUCUACCGUGCGUCCAUGCGUUUUAUUUGUACGAAUUUGAUUAUUAGCGGAUUCGGCUCUAUAAACUCAUUUUAUAGGAAGGAGAAAUGGGUGUAUACAACCCCUUUUCCAAGUCAUCUCCACUGUAAUAACAAACUUCUGAGUAACUUGCAAAUCCAAUGGAACCGAUCUUUUUCUCAAAUUGUCGUAUUCAUGAAAUUGAUGUUAUUGAGUUCCAUUUUCUCUUAAGUUAUUGUCAUAUCCCCAAGCUUCGUUCGACCAUUCUCGCUUUUCGCUCAUGAACGAACCUGAAGUCUUAUAACUCUGUGUUUAAAAGUUUUCACGUUAUUCUACCAGUAGCUCGCUUUCUUUUUGUUGAUAUUCCUUCUCGA